GCUGUUUACUUCCGGCGGUGUGACUGGCUCUCCAGCUGUUUCUCUCCCUUUCCCCGAAGAUGGCGUUGGAGACGGUGCCGAAGGAUCUGCGGCAUCUGCGGGCGUGUCUGCUGUGUUCGCUGGUCAAGACUAUAGACCAGUUUGAAUACGAUGGAUGUGAUAAUUGUGAUGCAUAUCUACAAAUGAAGGGUAACAGAGAAAUGGUAUAUGACUGCACCAGCUCUUCCUUUGAUGGAAUCAUUGCAAUGAUGAGUCCAGAGGACAGCUGGGUCUCCAAGUGGCAGCGAGUUAGUAACUUUAAGCCUGGUGUAUAUGCUGUGUCAGUCACUGGUCGCCUGCCCCAAGGAAUUGUACGGGAGCUAAAAAGUCGAGGAGUGGCCUACAAAUCCAGAGACACUGCUAUAAAGACCUAGCAAGAUGCAGGACUGCUGACAUCUUUGCUGUCCACCUUCUGCUUCUGCUUUGUUUUUGUUACGGAAUCUGAACAGACAGAGCUUCAAAAUCCCUGCUCCUCAACUCUGCGAAUCAUCAGACUGUUCAAAGAAUAGCGGAUCCUGUCCUUGGGCCGUGGACUACUGGUAGAGUGGGAGGGCUUGGAAUGGUGGAUUCUCAUGGCCUCAACUGAAGGAAGAUACUGUUUUUUCUACUUGUUGAAGGGCUUGCUGUAUGCUUGCCCAUGGGUCAAAUCCAAUAAACAUAAACUCUUGGAAAAUU
This is a messenger RNA of Dipodomys spectabilis (banner-tailed kangaroo rat), 714 nucleotides long. It is a transcript of the gene Supt4h1, whose product is annotated as SPT4 homolog, DSIF elongation factor subunit. Gene Ontology annotation, molecular function: zinc ion binding; RNA polymerase II complex binding. Gene Ontology annotation, biological process: mRNA processing; regulation of transcription elongation by RNA polymerase II; positive regulation of DNA-templated transcription, elongation. The record is from RefSeq and is a predicted model, not a curated record. The coding region runs from base 60 to 413 and encodes 117 amino acids. Gene Ontology annotation, cellular component: nucleus; DSIF complex. Lineage: Eukaryota; Metazoa; Chordata; Mammalia; Rodentia; Heteromyidae. The transcript is spliced from 5 exons.